This is a messenger RNA of Rotaria sp. Silwood2, 3644 nucleotides long. Lineage: Eukaryota; Metazoa; Rotifera; Eurotatoria; Philodinida; Philodinidae. The record is from the annotation of a GenBank genome assembly.
AUGUUAAAUAUAGAUCCUUGUGAUAACUUACUUGAUAAUAAAUAUGAAAUAAUAGAAAAAUUGGGUGAUGGUUUAACUUCCAUGGUUUAUUUAUUAAGAAAUGAUGAAAAUAUUUCUUUAAAUGAUGAUAAAAAACUACAUGUUAUAAAAAUAUCUAAAAGUAGUUUGUUUGAAGAACAUUUUUUAAAUGAAAUUACAAUUACAAACGAAUUAAAACAAUUAAAUGAUCCAAAAAUCUAUGCAUUACAAACAACAAUUGAUGAACGAGAAAAACGUAUAUCAAAAUUACGUACACAAAAAAAUAAAAUUGAAGAUGCUGUUUUUGCUGAGUUUUGUAAACAUAUUAAUGUAGCAAAUAUUCGUGUUUAUGAAGAUCGAGAAUUACAAGCUGCUGAAAAACGAGCACAAGAACGUCUUGAAUUUGAAAAUCAAAUAACAAAAAUUCAAACAAUGCUUGAAUUUGAACGUUCACGUGAUACAGCUGGUCAUGUUGAACAAGUUAAAAAAGAAGUUUUAAAUUUAGAAGAAGCAUUACAAAAAUGUCAAAAAAAUGAAAAAAAAUAUCGUAAAGUUAUUGAAGAUCUUCAACAUGAAAUAGCUGAAAUAAAAGAUCGUUUACUUGAUCAAAAGAAAAAAAUUGAAUUUCAAGAACGUGAUAUAUCUGAAUGUACAAAACGUGCUGCACAAUUAAAUAAAGAUUAUAAUGAACAACGAAAACGUUUACAACUUAUUGAUAGUGAUAUUGAAAAAUUACGUAUGGAUCGACAUAAUUAUUUUCGUACAGCUAAGGUAAUUUGAUUUUCAAACACAUUUUAUCAAGUUGUAUUGCGCAUUGGCGAUAGAUGGCGCCAGUGAUACCAGAGGUAGAACUUGAUAAGACAUUAGUCAAAAUCUGAGCGUUAACUUUUUGUGUUUAUGUUGUGAUAGAAGAUGAUUUAAAAACAAUUAUUAAGUAAAUAUUCUCUUAAAUCAAACAGCAUAAGUUUAAUCACUUUCAUAAAUUUACUAUAAAGACUGGAAGUGAGAGUGAGAAUUAGAAUCAGUCGGGUUGGUUCCGAAUUCAAAAAUAUUUCUACCCGACGAACUCUAGUGGUCUGAGAAAUAUGUAGAAUUUCAUUGAGAUUAUUAAACAGUUAAAAUAUAUUGUCUCCUAUCAAUAGAUAAAUCCGAUGGUUUAAAUAAAUCUCAGUAGCCCCGCUUUUAAGAGCAGAUCCGUCCCAAUAAAUCUGAUCUCAUUUCGGUUGAGGUGAUUUUCAUUUAUCGACUUAAAUCGGAGAAUUUUUCUCUAAAAUCGGAACUAAAAAACUUGAUCACACACAUCUUUACUAAUAACACAGAAUCUAUGCAGAUCAAUUAUGUUUGACAUUUUAAUCCAACAUCAAUUUCACUAAACAACUUUUUGUUUUCUUAGCUUAAUGAAAUUUCAUUACCAUUUAUGAUUAGUAUUUUAUUUUCUCAAUAUAAGUCUUCCGGCAUUUUUCAAUGCACUAUAUUUUUCUUCGUCAUUUUUUUCUCGACAUUUUUUCUGUCGCUAUUUGUUUUUCGCUAUUUUUUCACUCGUUCAAAUCAAUGCCAGUCAUGCCCAUACUCAAAUUAUUUAGUAUGUUCAGAUACUAGACUCAACUCUAAACUCAAAUUUAUUAGAUAAAAACCUGAACCCAGCUCUCAAAUCGCUUGGAUUUGCUAGAUAUCUAAUAAGUAUCGAAGGUACUGCUAGUUAUUGGUAUUGAUGUACUAAACUUAGCUAAGGUUCUUUAUAUGUUUUACGAUGUAUUCCGAAACGAUGAAUGUCGAUUGAAAGAGGCACAAGAAGGAAAUAAUAUGCAAACUUACUUCUAUUAGCAGCGUUACAACAAUUCUGAUAUGAAUAUGCGCGCAUGUACAUAUAUAUAUAUAUGGCGUGCGAACGAUAUAUUGCUUAUAUUUCAAAUGGUUAGUCAUAAACAAUUCUCUACUCAUAUAAAAAAUGACAUCACUCGAUGCGAUAUGGGAUUUUCCCCUCUUUUCCUCGAUGAUUAAUACUGCUAUCUAUUUUUACAUGGUAAAGAAUAGCACCAUGACUUACGUUGUAACAAAGUACUUCAUAAGCCGAAGAGAGAAUUAGAGCAUUCUUUCUGUUCUACGAAAAUAACAGUCUUCGAUAGAUGAAGAUAAUCUACAUGAUUUUCCAACAUACUAGCGAACAGCUAGCUUAGAUAUACGUGUAUUUAAUAAUGGAUUGUUUGUUUUUUCUUCUCUUAUUUCGUUGUCAUUACAGAUAACCAAAUAUAAAAAUCUCUCAUUAUAGGAACAAACAAUGUAAGGAUAAAGGUUGCUUCUUUCGCUCUCAUUCUUCAGUGUUUGCAUUAGCAAAGCGAAAGAGAAGGAAAACAAUGAAAAAUUGAGAAAAUGCAAUAAGAAACUGAGUAUAUUUAUCGGAAGAAGUAGUUGAAUAUGAGUGCUGAAUAAAGAGAUGUUUCGACAACAACUCAGUCGUUUUUUUCAUAUUGCAUGUUCGAAUAAUCAAUAGAAGAAGUCAUUCUUUAUAAGUAUGCGGUAGAAUAAAGCAUGGUGAGUCACUCGAAUAAAUGUAAAGAUUUUUAAAGAGCUAUUUUUCAGAGAAAGAUAUAAUAAGAGGUGAUUUUUUUGCUCAAGAAAGACAGUUAAAAAAUCCUACCGAUAAAAUUAUCCAAAAUCAAGCAAAACGACGCUUCAUUUUCGCAUACUUGCCACAAUACUGGGUGUCCAUUUUCGUUCGAAAAAUUAUUACAAUUUACAUCCCAAGUUUCUGUAAAGCAUGUAGAAAAAUAAAUACGGGAAGAAGCUCUUAUAUUGGUCGAGUAAUUAAUUUCAUAAUAUAAUUCCACUUUGAUAUAUGACACUCUGAGGCAUCGAAAUAUGUUUUAGCUCCUAUUUAUAUAAAGGAAAAUACUUUUGAAUAUACCUAAACCAAAAGAGAGGAAUGAAAUUAUACUAAAACUUGAAAUAGCUUAGUGACUCCAGUUAUCAUACCCUUACUCUGAAAAUGAAUUAAUACAAGUGUCUAUAAAGAAUGGAUGUCAGAUUAUCUUAGUUUAAUUGAAAAUGAAAGUAGAUUUUGUAAGAAAAAAAAGGGUAUUUGUAAAAUACGCUCCGACCCACUCCAAGCGCCGUUUGGCAAAAGAUUUUAUUAAUCGAUAGAUCUUUAUACUUUUAACUCACUAGACGUAACACCAAGCCGCUUUAAUGAAAAAAUCCUAACAAAAAUGUUAAAUAUCCCCUUGCGUGGUCCACUCAAGGGAGAAAAGUGGAUUUCGUCUAUCGUGGAUAUUAUCGCGAUCCAUAGGAUUCCGAGGAUACGGUACCGAUACAUACGAUACAAUUACAAUCUCAAGGUUAUGUGAAGAACUAAGAAGGUAAAAUUUAAUUGAGUAAUGAAAAUACAAAAUCUGUACGAUAGAAACCAUAAAAUUAAUGAAGGGCAACUUUUGCUGAACAUUUCUCAUGGAUAUCAAUGCGUUUAAAGCAUUUCUUUUUUAUAUGUUUUGAAGUCGACAACAUCGUAUUGGGGGUGUGGGUGUGGGUGUAAACGUGCGGUGAGCGCAGCGGACUGGAGAAACGAAUCUUGAGUAUACCCACACCUCACACCCACACCCACACCCACACCCACACCCCCACCCACACCC